AUGCCCGAAUCAAGCACCACCACCAACAUAUCCAAGUUGGCCGAGGACAUAGCCUUCAUCCGGGGUCUCAUCAGCGCCCAGCAGAAAGUGCGUGCGGCGGCUGAGGCGGGGACAUGCUGCCGCUUGACGGCCGAGGAGGCCAAGGCGCUGUACGAAUUCCGCCAGGCUCUCAAGGAGGACGAGAAGGAGAGCGGUGAAGCGAGUGAGAAGAAAUAA
Aspergillus mulundensis is the source of this 216-nucleotide messenger RNA. RefSeq lists its product as uncharacterized. The record is from RefSeq and is a predicted model, not a curated record. The coding region runs from base 1 to 216 and encodes 71 amino acids. The transcript has 2 exons. NCBI's taxonomy places the organism in Eukaryota, Fungi, Ascomycota, Eurotiomycetes, Eurotiales, Aspergillaceae.